Capsicum annuum is the source of this 558-nucleotide messenger RNA. RefSeq lists its product as uncharacterized. The record is from RefSeq and is a predicted model, not a curated record. The transcript has 3 exons. Bases 1 to 558 code for a protein of 185 amino acids. NCBI's taxonomy places the organism in Eukaryota, Viridiplantae, Streptophyta, Magnoliopsida, Solanales, Solanaceae.
AUGAACUUGGUAGUCAAUAAAGGCAGAAAGAAGAGAAGUGUGGAGGCUCGGCCUAGGAUUAAGUGGAAAAACUUACCUCUGGCUAGUGCUUUAGAGAUGGAGGAGAAGUUGAGGAGCAAAGGGGCUUGGGAGAGUAGAGAGGAUGUGGAUAGUAUAUGGGAGACGACUGCCAAUUGCAUUAGGGAGACCGCUAGAGAGGUGUUAGGUCGUUCGACUACUUUGGCCAUUCACCUUGUGAGGAGAUUAGUGAAACAGUUUCGGGAGAGGAAGAAAAACUUGAAUAUUGUGUUUAUUAAUCUCGAGAAGGCAUAUGAUAGAGUUCUCAUUGAGAUUUUGUGGAGCUUUUUGGAGGCUAGAGGGGUGCCUGUGGCAUAUACUAGAUUGAUUCAGGACAUGUAUGAUGGCACGAAGACUCGGGUGAGGACGGAGGCUGAUGUGGUUGUGAAGUUGGACUCUCAGGCCAUCCAGAAGAGGGAGAUUUUCAAGUAUCUAGGGUCUAUGAUUCAGGGCAAUGAUGAGAUUGAAGAGGAUGUGAUGCAUCGUAUUGGGGUAGGGUAG